CAUUGCCGCCCGCUGCUACCGGAAGUGACGCUGAUUCCGCGGUCCCGGGCCGGAAGUGACGCGGAGGCCAGCCAUGGCGGCUGUCAGACAGCUCCGGAGAGGCGCGGAGUCCGGGAUGUGACAGGAGGCGGCCUGCUCCCCCUUCCCCCCCCCCAGCUCCUCCCGGCAACCGACACCCGACCCCCGGACAGGCAUGAUGCGGACACCGGGGCUGCUCGGCCUACGAGGAUUCGUAUCGUUCGCCGCCAAACUGUGGAGCUUCGUCCUCUACCUCCUCCGGAGACAAGUCCGCACCGUGAGUGUCAUAUAAUAUAUAUACUGUAUAAUGAGAGACCCAGGCCGCACCGUGAGUGUAAUAUAAUAUAUAUACUGUAUAAUGAGAGACCCAGGCCGCACCGUGAGUGUAAUACAAUAUAUAUACUGUAUAAUGAGAGACCCAGGCCGCACCGUGAGUGUCAUAUAAUAUAUAUACUGUAUAAUGAGAGACCCAGGCCGCACCGUGAGUGUAAUACAAUAUAUAUACUGUAUAAUGAGAGACCCAGGCCGCACCGUGAGUGUCAUAUAAUAUAUAUACUGUAUAAUGAGAGACCCAGGCCGCACCGUGAGUGUAAUAUAAUAUAUAUACUGUAUAAUGAGAGACCCAGGCCGCACCGGGAGUGUAAUACAAUAUAUAUACUGUAUAAUGAGAGACCCAGGCCGCACCGGGAGUGUAAUAUAAUAUAUAUACUGUAUAAUGAGAGACCCAGGCCGCACCGUGAGUGUCAUAUAAUAUAUAUACUGUAUAAUGAGAGACCCAGGCCGCACCGUGAGUGUCAUAUAAUAUAUAUACUGUAUAAUGAGAGAACCAGGCCGCACCGUGAGUGUAAUAUAAUAUAUAUACUGUAUAAUGAGAGACCCAGGCCGCACCGUGAGUGUCAUAUAAUAUAUAUACUGUAUAAUGAGAGACCCAGGCCGCACCGUGAGUGUAAUAUAAUAUAUAUACUGUAUAAUGAGAGACCCAGUCCGCACCGUGAGUGUCAUAUAAUAUAUAUACUGUAUAAUGAGAGACCCAGGCCGCACCGUGAGUGUAAUAUAAUAUAUAUACUGUAUAAUGAGAGACCCAGGCCGCACCGUGAGUGUAAUAUAAUAUAUAUACUGUAUAAUGAGAGACCCAGGCCGCACCGUGAGUGUAAUAUAAUAUAUAUACUGUAUAAUGAGAGACCCAGGCCGCACCGUGAGUGUAAUAUAAUAUAUAUACUGUAUAAUGAGAGACCCAGGCCGCACCGGGAGUGUCAUAUAAUAUAUAUACUGUAUAAUGAGAGAACCAGGCCGCACCGGGAGUGUCAUGCAAUAUAUAUACUGUAUAAUGAGAGACCCAGGCCGCACCGUGAGUGUAAUAUAUAUAUAUAUAUAUACUGUAUAAUGAGAGACCCAGGCCGCACCGGGAGUGUCAUAUAAUAUAUAUACUGUAUAAUGAGAGACCCAGGCCGCACCGGGAGUGUCAUAUAAUAUAUAUACUGUAUAAUGAGAGACCCAGGCCGCACCGGGAGUGUAAUAUAAUAUAUAUACUGUAUAAUGAGAGACCCAGGCCGCACCGUGAGUGUAAUAUAAUAUAUAUACUGUAUAAUGAGAGACCCAGGCCGCACCGUGAGUGUAAUAUAAUAUAUAUACUGUAUAAUGAGAGACCCAGGCCGCACCGUGAGUGUAAUAUAAUAUAUAUACUGUAUAAUGAGAGACCCAGGCCGCACCGUGAGUGUAAUAUAAUAUAUAUACUGUAUAAUGAGAGACCCAGGCCGCACCGUGAGUGUAAUAUAAUAUAUAUACUGUAUAAUGAGAGACCCAGGCCGCACCGUGAGUGUCAUAUAAUAUAUAUACUGUAUAAUGAGAGACCCAGGCCGCACCGUGAGUGUAAUAUAAUAUAUAUACUGUAUAAUGAGAGACCCAGGCCGCACCGUGAGUGUCAUAUAAUAUAUAUACUGUAUAAUGAGAGACCCAGGCCGCACCGUGAGUGUCAUAUAAUAUAUAUACUGUAUAAUGAGAGACCCAGGCCGCACCGUGAGUGUCAUAUAAUAUAUAUACUGUAUAAUGAGAGACCCAGGCCGCACCGUGAGUGUCAUAUAAUAUAUAUACUGUAUAAUGAGAGACCCAGGCCGCACCGGGAGUGUAAUAUAAUAUAUAUACUGUAUAAUGAGAGACCCAGGCCGCACCGUGAGUGUCAUAUAAUAUAUAUACUGUAUAAUGAGAGACCCAGGCCGCACCGUGAGUGUCAUAUAAUAUAUAUACUGUAUAAUGAGAGACCCAGGCCGCACCGUGAGUGUCAUAUAAUAUAUAUACUGUAUAAUGAGAGACCCAGGCCGCACCGUGAGUGUAAUAUAAUAUAUAUACUGUAUAAUGAGAGACCCAGGCCGCACCGUGAGUGUCAUAUAAUAUAUAUACUGUAUAAUGAGAGACCCAGGCCGCACCGUGAGUGUAAUAUAAUAUAUAUACUGUAUAAUGAGAGACCCAGGCCGCACCGUGAGUGUAAUAUAAUAUAUAUACUGUAUAAUGAGAGACCCAGGCCGCACCGUGAGUGUAAUAUAAUAUAUAUACUGUAUAAUGAGAGACCCAGGCCGCACCGUGAGUGUAAUAUAAUAUAUAUACUGUAUAAUGAGAGACCCAGGCCGCACCGUGAGUGUAAUAUAAUAUAUAUACUGUAUAAUGAGAGACCCAGGCCGCACCGUGAGUGUCAUAUAAUAUAUAUACUGUAUAAUGAGAGACCCAGGCCGCACCGUGAGUGUCAUAUAAUAUAUAUACUGUAUAAUGAGAGACCCAGGACAAGACCGCGGAGUGUAAUAUAAUAUAUAUACUGUAUAAUGAGAGACCCAGGCCGCGACCGCGGAGUGUCAUAUAAUAUAUAUACUGUAUAAAUGAGAGACCCAGGUCGCACCGGGAGUGUCAUAUAACAUAUAUAUUCUGUAUAAUGAGAGACCCAGGCCGCGACCGCGGAGUGUAAUAUAAUAUAUAUAUACUGUAUAAUGAGACCCAGGCCGCGCGACUGCGGAGUGUCAAGUAAGGCAAUAUAUAUACUGUAUAAUGAGAGACCCAGGCCGCACCGUGAGUGUAAUAUAAUAUAUAUACUGUAUAAUGAGAGACCCAGGCCGCACCGGGAGUGUAAUAUAAUAUAUAUACUGUAUAAUGAGAGACCCAGGCCGCACCGUGAGUGUCAUAUAAUAGAUAUACUGUAUAAUGAGAGACCCAGGCCGCACCGUGAGUGUAAUAUAAUAUAUAUACUGUAUAAUGAGAGACCCAGGCCGCACCGGGAGUGUCAUAUAAUAUAUAUACUGUAUAAUGAGAGACCCAGGCCCCAGGCUGCACCGUGAGUGUCAUAUAAUAUAUAUUCUGUAUAAUGAGAGACCAGGCCGCACCGUGAGUGUAAUAUAUAUAUACUGUAUAAUGAGAGACCCAGGCCGCACCGUGAGUGUCAUAUAAUAUAUAUACUGUAUAAUGAGAGAACCAGGCCGCACCGUGAGUGUCAUAUAAUAUAUAUACUGUAUAAUGAGAGAACCAGGCCGCACCGUGAGUGUCAUAUAAUAUAUAUACUGUAUAAUGAGAGAACCAGGCCGCACCGUGAGUGUCAUAUAAUAUAUAUACUGUAUAAUGAGAGACCCAGGCCGCACCGUGAGUGUCAUAUAAUAUAUAUACUGUAUAAUGAGAGACCCAGGCCGCACCGUGAGUGUCAUAUAAUAUAUAUACUGUAUAAUGAGAGACCCAGGCCGCACCGUGAGUGUAAUAUAUAUAUAUACUGUAUAAUGAGAGACCCAGGCCGCACCGUGAGUGUCAUAUAAUAUAUAUACUGUAUAAUGAGAGACCCAGGCUGCAUUGGUAGUGUAUAUAAUAUAUAUAUACCACCCAGGCCGCACCGUGGAGUGUAUAUAUAAUAUAUAUAAGAGACCCAGGCCGCAUGUCGAGAGACCCAGUGCCAUAUAAUAUAUAUACUGUAUAAUGAGACCCAGGCCGUCAUAUAAUAUAUAUACUGUAUAAUGAGAGUGGUGUCAUAUAAUAUAUAUACACUGUAGUGAGACCCAGGCAGCACCGGAGUGUCAUAUAAUAUAUAUACUGUAUAAUGAGAGAACCAGGCCGCACCGUGAGUGUAUAUAUAUAUAUACUGUAUAAUGAGAGAACCAGGCCGCACCGUGAGUGUAAUAUAAUAUAUAUACUGUAUAAUGAGAGACCCAGGCCGCACCGUGAGUGUAAUAUAAUAUAUAUACUGUAUAAUGAGAGACCCAGGCCGCACCGUGAGUGUAAUAUAAUAUAUAUACUGUAUAAUGAGAGACCCAGGCCGCACCGUGAGUGUAAUAUAAUAUAUAUACUGUAUAAUGAGAGACCCAGGCCGCACCGGGAGUGUAAUAUAAUAUAUAUACUGUAUAAUGAGAGACCCAGGCCGCACCGGAGUGUAAUAUAAUAUAUAUACUGUAUAAUGAGAGACCCAGUCCGCACCGUGAGUGUCAUAUAAUAUAUAUAUACUGUAUAAUGAGAGACCCAGGCCGCACCGGGAGUGUAAUAUAAUAUAUAUACUGUAUAAUGAGAGACCCAGGCCGCACCGUGAGUGUCAUAUAAUAUAUAUACUGUAUAAUGAGAGACCCAGGCCGCACCGGGAGUGUCAUAUAAUAUAUAUACUGUAUAAUGAGAGACCCAGGCCGCACCGUGAGUGUCAUAUAAUAUAUAUACUGUAUAAUGAGAGAACCAGGCCGCACCGUGAGUGUAAUACAAUAUAUAUACUGUAUAAUGAGAGACCCAGGCCGCACCGGGAGUGUCAUAUAAUAUAUAUACUGUAUAAUGAGAGAACCAGGCCGCACCGUGAGUGUAAUACAAUAUAUAUACUGUAUAAUGAGAGAACCCAGGCCGCACCGUGAGUGUAAUAUAAUAUAUAUACUGUAUAAUGAGAGACCCAGGCCGCACCGUGAGUGUCAUAUAAUAUAUAUACUGUAUAAUGAGAGACCCAGGCCGCACCGUGAGUGUAAUAUAAUAUAUAUACUGUAUAAUGAGAGACCCAGGCCGCACCGUGAGUGUCAUAUAAUAUAUAUACUGUAUAAUGAGAGACCCAGGCCGCACCGUGAGUGUCAUAUAAUAUAUAUACUGUAUAAUGAGAGACCCAGGCCGCACCGGGAGUGUAAUAUAAUAUAUAUACUGUAUAAUGAGAGACCCAGGCCGCACCGUGAGUGUAAUAUAAUAUAUAUACUGUAUAAUGAGAGACCCAGGCCGCACGGUGUCAUAUAAUAUAUAUGCUGUAUAAUGAGAGAACCAGGCCCUUUACCGAGUGUAAUAUAAUAUAUAUACUGUAUAUUAGAGACCCAGGCCGCUUUUACGUGAGUGUCAUAUAAUAUAUAUACUGUAUAAUGAGACCCAGAGCCCUUUACGUGAGUGUAAUAUAAUAUAUAUACUGUAUAAUGAGGCAGAGCGCACCGUAGUGUCAUAUAAUAUAUAUACUGUAUAAUAGAGAGACCCAGAGCCUUUACGUGAGUGUAAUAUAAUAUAUACUGUAUAAUAGAGACCAGUCCGCUGCCCGUGAGUGUCAUAUAAUAUACUGUAUAAUAGAGACCCAGGCACUUUGGGGUGUCAUAUAAUAUAUAUACUGUAUAAUGAGAGACCCAGGCCGCACCGUGAGUGUAAUAUAAUAUAUAUAUACUGUAUAAUGAGAGAACCAGGCCGCACCGGGAGUGUAAUAUAAUAUAUAUACUGUAUAAUGAGAGACCCAGGCCGCACCGGGAGUGUCAUAUAAUAUAUAUACUGUAUAAUGAGAGAACCAGGCCGCACCGGGAGUGUCAUACAAUAGAUAUACUGUAUAAUGAGAGACCCAGGCCGCACCGGGAGUGUAAUAUAAUAUAUAUACUGUAUAAUGAGAGAACCAGGCCGCACCGGGAGUGUCAUAUAAUAUAUAUAUAUACUGUAUAAUGAGAGACCCAGGCCGCACCGUGAGUGUCAUAUAAUAUAUAUAUACUGUAUAAUGAGAGAACCAGGCCGCACCGUGAGUGUAAUACAAUAUAUAUACUGUAUAAUGAGAGACCCAGGCCGCACCGGGAGUGUCAUAUAAUAUAUAUAUAUAUAUACUGUAUAAUGAGAGAACCAGGCCGCACCGUGAGUGUAAUACAAUAUAUAUACUGUAUAAUGAGAGACCCAGGCCGCACCGGGAGUGUCAUAUAAUAUAUAUAUACUGUAUAAUGAGAGAACCAGGCCGCACCGGGAGUGUCAUACAAUAUAUAUAUACUGUAUAAUGAUAGAACCAGGCCGCACCGGGAGUGUAAUAUAAUAUAUAUACUGUAUAAUGAGAGAACCAGGCCGCACCGGGAGUGUAAUAUAAUAUAUAUACUGUAUAAUGAGAGACCCAGGCCGCACCGUGAGUGUCAUAUAAUAUAUAUACUGUAUAAUGAGAGACCCAGGCCGCACCGGGAGUGUCAUAUAAUAUAUAUACUGUAUAAUGAGAGACCCAGGCCGCACCGUGAGUGUAAUAUAAUAUAUAUACUGUAUAAUGAGAGACCCAGGCCGCACCGUGAGUGUCAUAUAAUAGAUAUACUGUAUAAUGAGAGACCCAGGCCGCACCGUGAGUGUAAUAUAAUAUAUAUACUGUAUAAUGAGAGACCCAGGCCGCACCGUGAGUGUCAUAUAAUAUAUAUACUGUAUAAUGAGAGACCCAGGCCGCACCGGGAGUGUCAUAUAAUAUAUAUACUGUAUAAUGAGAGACCCAGGCCGCACCGUGAGUGUAAUAUAAUAUAUAUACUGUAUAAUGAGAGACCCAGGCCGCACCGUGAGUGUCAUACAAUAUAUAUAUACUGUAUAAUGAGAGAACCAGGCCGCACCGGGAGUGUCAUAUAAUAUAUAUACUGUAUAAUGAGAGACCCAGGCCGCACCGUGAGUGUCAUAUAAUAUAUAUACUGUAUAAUGAGAGACCCAGGCCGCACCGCGAGUGUAAUAUAAUAUAUAUACUGUAUAAUGAGAGACCCAGGCCGCACCGUGAGUGUCAUAUAAUAUAUAUACUGUAUAAUGAGAGACCCAGGCCGCACCGUGAGUGUAAUAUAAUAUAUAUACUGUAUAAUGAGAGACCCAGGCCGCACCGUGAGUGUCAUAUAAUAUAUAUACUGUAUAAUGAGACCCAGGCCGCACCGGGAGUGUAAUAUAAUAUAUAUACUGUAUAAUGAGAGAACCAGGCCGCACUGUGAGUGUCAUAUAAUAUAUAUACUGUAUAAUGAGACCCAGGCCGCACCGGGAGUGUAAUAUAAUAUAUAUACUGUAUAAUGAGACCCAGGCCGCACCGGGAGUGUCAUAUAAUAUAUAUACUGUAUAAUGAGAGACCCAGGCCGCACCGUGAGUGUCAUAUAAUAUAUAUACUGUAUAAUGAGAGAACCAGGCCGCACCGGGAGUGUCAUAUAAUAUAUAUACUGUAUAAUGAGAGACCCAGGCCGCACCGUGAGUGUCAUAUAAUAUAUAUACUGUAUAAUGAGAGAACCAGGCCGCACCGGGAGUGUCAUAUAAUAUAUAUACUGUAUAAUGAGAGAACCAGGCCGCACCGUGAGUGUCAUAUAAUAUAUAUACUGUAUAAUGAGAGAACCAGGCCGCACCGUGAGUGUAAUAUAAUAUAUAUACUGUAUAAUGAGAGAACCAGGCCGCACCGUGAGUGUCAUAUAAUAUAUAUACUGUAUAAUGAGAGACCCAGGCCGCACCGUGAGUGUCAUAUAAUAUAUAUACUGUAUAAUGAGAGACCCAGGCCGCACCGGGAGUGUAAUAUAAUAUAUAUACUGUAUAAUGAGAGACCCAGCCGCACCGUGAGUGUCAUAUAAUAUAUAUACUGUAUAAUGAGAGACCCAGGCCGCACCGUGAGUGUCAUAUAAUAUAUAUACUGUAUAAUGAGAGAACCAGGCCGCACCGGGAGUGUCAUAUAAUAUAUAUACUGUAUGAGAGACCCAGGCCGCACCGUGAGUGUAAUAUAAUAUAUAUACUGUAUGAGAGAACCAGGCCGCACCGGGAGUGUCAUAUAAUAUAUAUACUGUAUAAUGAGAGAACCAGGCCGCACCGUGAGUGUAAUAUAAUAUAUAUACUGUAUAAUGAGAGAACCAGGCCGCACCGUGAGUGUAAUAUAAUAUAUAUACUGUAUAAUGAGAGAACCAGGCCGCACCGUGAGUGUCAUAUAAUAUAUAUAUACUGUAUAAUGAGAGACCCAGGCCGCACCGUGAGUGUAAUAUAAUAUAUAUACUGUAUAAUGAGAGACCCAGGCCGCACCGUGAGUGUCAUAUAAUAUAUAUACAUGAGUGUAAUAUAUAUAUACUGUAUAAUGAGAGACCCAGGCCGCACCGGGAGUGUAAUAUAAUAUAUAUACUGUAUAAUGAGAGAACCAGGCCGCACCGUGAGUGUCAUAUAAUAUAUAUACUGUAUAAUGAGAGACCCAGGCCGCACCGUGAGUGUAAUAUAAUAUAUAUACUGUAUAAUGAGAGACCCAGGCCGCACCGGGAGUGUAAUAUAAUAUAUAUACUGUAUAAUGAGAGAACCAGGCCGCACCGGGAGUGUCAUAUAAUAUAUAUACUGUAUAAUGAGAGAACCAGGCCGCACCGUGAGUGUAAUAUAAUAUAUAUACUGUAUAAUGAGAGAACCAGGCCGCACCGGGAGUGUAAUGUAAUAUAUAUACUGUAUAAUGAGAGAAAAGUAGCUACUCAAACAUAUUAUUUUGGUACGUUGAGUCUAUUCCUGUUCAAACCAAAACAGAAAUGCAUUCGCCAUAGCAGCCCCAUCACAGUCCCAGCUGUUUGCAAACAGAUGUGUUCUUAGUGUCCAUUCCAUGAUACAUAGAAACAUAGAAUGUGACGGCAGAUAAGAACCAUUCGGCCCAUCUAUUCUGCCCAAUUUUCUAAAUAGAAUACAGAAUGUAAUGUCGGGAGAUGUAUUCUUACUGCCAAUUCCAUGAUACAGAAUGUUAAUGUCUGGAGAUGUGUUCUUAGUGCACAUUCCAUGAUACAGAAUGUAAUGUCGGGAGAUGUGUUCUUAGUGCUCAUUCCAUGAUACAGAAUGUAAUGUGGGGAGAAGUGUUCUUGGUUUGUUUGUUUUCGAUGAUACAGGCUGUAAUGCUGGUGUAGCAGAGUUAAUCCCUUUUCUUCUGUGUACCCCCCUUGUUCGUUUCCGGAAUAGAUGGUGUGUAGCCCCGCUUUUUAUACUUUUUUUUUUUUUUUAUACCUCCUCUAACACCGACCUCCCUGGCUGUUAACCACAAAUUAACACAUUAACUUUCCAUGGGUGGCUGCCAUUUGUAUAACCAAUUGCAUGUGGUCCAGUGAAUGGCUGCCAUUUUGUCUCCCGAACACAGGCAGCGGUACGUGGUCAUCGAACGCCUGGAACUAUUUUCGUCUAAGUGAGUCCACAAACCCGGGCGGAGUUCGUACCGCUGCCCGUUCUACUUUCCGACUAACUACACAAACGACGUUCGGGAGAAAUGAACUACUGACUGGGGGGAGCAUUCUCUACCUAAAAGGCAGGAGGAGCAUUCGUCUGUGUUCGCACAGGUCGGUCAGAACUUUACUCGAAUGGCGAUUCCGUUCUGCUGAAUGCAAUCUGAGCGCUGUUUGGAUAUGUUAGACGCUCAGAUCAGCGCUAUUUGGGGAUAUAAGAAUUGUGGGGUUCCUGUGAAUUAUGACAGUUUUUGGGGUAUUUUGUAUACAUGCUUUAUAUUUUCCUGUACCUGAGAGAUAAUUGAGUUACUCAGUUUUGACCCCACUAUCUCUCAGACACAGGGAUGCCUGGGAAGGGUUUGUGUAUUUUUUGUAUAUAGAGACCCCAUGCUGGGGGACUGUGCAUAAAAGGCUGUGUUUGAGCUGAAUAAAUCAGUUGUUCCUCUAGAACUGUGUGUCGUCCAGUUACUGUGAGGGAUAGAGCUAUUCACAUUUCAGUCCCUUGUUCCAGAGUUCCUGGCUUCACGGAUCCAGCGGAGAGAAAAGUCCUUGUCAGGACUAGUGCUCUGCUACAGUCAGGAGAUGAUAGUGCCCAUUAGACUCCUUAAUACAGGGUGUAGCGGAACGCUGGUCUCUCACAGACUAUUUCCGCUGGUAGUCCAGGUGUGGCUCAGGAAUCAGCAAUAAUCCCAGGUACAAUAUCCACACCGAGAGAAUAACCGAACAGCAUAGUAAUCACCAUCAGCAAUAAAAUCCAAUAAUAUCCCAUCACCUUUCCCAAUCACUGGACGACACACAGUAUCAGGAGUAGAACUUUUAUUCACACAGUGGCCUUAUAAAGCAUUCUCCCAUGCAAGGGAGGGAUUUACAGUCAUUAGUACAGUGUCCAAUCAUACCUGAGUAACCUCCCACACAUCUCCUCCCUUUAGCCUGACUCAGAAUCCUCUUAUACAGAACACAAAUUCCCUGGGUUUAUGGAUGUACCCCUAAACAUAGGUAUACCCCUUUGUGACAGAACCAUCUGUCUGCUGGAUUUUUGCCCGUUCGUCUGUUUGUCCCCGUUCGUAUGAAUGGCUGGUUUCUAUAGCCCAGCCAUUCGAAUGACUCUUUUUCCCGAACAAAACCGCCGAACGAACGGCCACCCAAGUGAGGAGUGUGCUGCAGGUUAACGAAGUGAUCACCAUUAUAACGUUGUGGUUAACCGCAGACACUUCUCAAUUAAACCGAACUCAGGGUGGUCGUCGUUCGUAUGUCGACCACGAGGCAGCGGCCAUUUUAAAUCAUGCGAACGCUCAGCGGUGUUUGGCUCUAAUUCUAUGGAACGGAAAACGGACACUUUUUCUGUCGAACACCGCUGAAACAAGGGAACGCCUGGCUGCCUCCACGAAAGCAUGCGAACAUCGGCCGUUCGGGAGAUUGAGAACAUACAAAAGACUUAACCCAGAUAGCCCACCCAUGGAGUCAUUCGUGUACCGAAGGACUGUAAGAACUUUGACUCCAUGGCGAUUGAACUAUGUGUGUGGGAUCUGAGCGCUAUUCGCCAAUAAUAUGCACUCAGACCCAGGCUAUCUGGGGACAUGUAAUACGAAUGGGAAAUGUUCAGUUUUCAUGUAGUUAUGCAUUUUUGUGUCUUUUAUUAUUUCAUGUUUAAGAUGGCGACUGUCCUUGUCCUGGAGUUAAUUGAGUUACUUGGUAAUUAACUCCAGGACAGAGGGGAGGGAAUCAGAAUGCACUGUGGGUAAAAUAUGUGACUGUGUGUCUGAAAUGUCCUUCUAUCUGUCUGUAAUUUAAGUCUUCCAUUUGGUCCCCUAGGGGAGUGUCCACCAGGUGGGAGACCUGCAUAAAUACGGGCAGGUAGCCCACAGUAAAACCAGAUCUUAUUUGACCCUCAAUGCGGAGCUUCUGUCUCGUUAUUGGGGGGAUUUCUUCUUCACGGUUAGAGACUGCUGGAUGGAACGAAAGCCGCUUUGGGGAUAUUAUUGUUCGACGGUUCCUAGCAGUUCGUAUAUUGCCGUUCGGGAGUUUGGAGCCGUUCGUGGAUUUCGAUCGGGAGAUUGCCGCUUCCCCUGCAUUACGUUCGUGGAUUAUAGAGUAAGCGAACAGAGACGGUACUGCAGCCGGGGAAGGUUUACUAAACGGCGGUUUGACUUAGACACGGGAGGUGUCUUAACACCCUUUAAAUGUUAUAUCCCCUGGUAGCCCUGAUCUGGGUGAGAGACAUAUCCAAAAAUCACCCAGAUAUCAUCCAGGUAUGCACAUGCAAAAUCCUGGAAGCCAUCGAGGAGCCUAUCCACCAUACGCUGGAACGUAUCCGGAGCAUUCUUCAUCCCAAAUGGCAUAACCUUUUAAAUGUAAACACUACUGUUACGGUACCUCCAGUACGGAAAUGUACAAACCGCCGUUUAGCGAGUAUUCCCUGUUCGCAAUAAUGUGGUCGGGUAGCGGGUAUAAUAAAACCAUGCGAACCGCCAGUCAGGGAACACUCCAAACUCCCGAACGGUACCUGUACGGCUAAUUCCCUUCACGAGCUGCAAAUCCACGAACGGCAAUUAGUAACCGAACGACAAUAUCUCCCAAGCGGCAAAUAAUCCAAAUAAGCAGUCUCUCGCCGCUGGUAUCCAAAUCCCCCCAAUAACGAGACCAAGCUCCGCUUUGAGGGUAAAACACGAACUGAUUUACUGUGGGCUACCUGCCCGGUAUUUAUGCAGGUCUCCCACUUGGUGGACACUCCCCUAGGGGACCAAAUGGGAGACUGAAAUCACAGAGGGACAUGGGGACAUUUUGGACAUACAUCCCCACAAUAUUCCCAGCAUGCAUCACAGUUCCCUCCCCUCUGCUCGAGGGAUAAUUGGGAAGUAACUCAAUUAUCUCCCCGAGCAGAGGCAAUCGCCAUUUUAAACACAAGUCACAAAAACACAUGAAAAUCCAUAACUUCAUAACUGCCGAACAUAUUACAUUCGUAUUGCAUAUCCCCAGAUAGCCUGGAUCUGAGGGCACAUUAUUGAAGAAUAGCGCUCAGAUCCCAUUCGCACAGUUCAAUCGCCAUGGAGUCAAAGUCUCUUUCAGUUCGUCGGUAUGCGAUUGACUCCAUGGGACGGCUAUCUGGGUUAAGUCCAUUCGUGUGGUUGAAUCUCCCGAACGGCUGGCAUUCGUAUGCUUUUGUCGAUUGAGAAGGGGAGGUCGACGGCUUCAGCGGUGUUCGGCUGAAAAAGUGUCCGUUUUCCGAUCCAUGAAAUAAUCGUCGAACACCGCUGGUCGUUCGCAUGGACAAAAUGGCCGCCGCCUCGUGGUCGACAUACGAACGACGACCACCCGGCAUUCGGUUUUAAUUGAGAAGUGUCUGUGGUUAACCGCAACGUUCUAAUUGGGAUCAAUAGGUUAACCAGCAGCACACUUCUCUUCUGGGUGGCCAUCCGUUCGGUAGUUCCGUUCGACAAAACCGACAUUCCCUUGAAUAAAGCAUACGAAUGGGGAAAUUCAUGUAACCGGCAAAACAGGCGAACACAGCAUUUAUAAUCCAGACAGAUGGGUCUGUCACACGGCUCCCCCCUUGUGGAACACUCCGGCAGACCCGGCUUGACCCUUUGGCGGGUCAACUUGGGGAUGACCGGACUGGGAAGAAGUAGGGACGUCUGUUUGCCGGGACAGCCCAUCCGCGUUCCCAUUCUGCUUACCGGGUCGGUAGCUGAUGGUGAAGUUUGUAAGGCUGUAGUGCCAAACUCCACCUCAGCAGUCUGCCAUUGUCUCCUGAGACCCGGUUAAGCCAGACAAGGGGGUUAUGGUCCGUAAUAAGGGAGAAUUCUUGUCCGUAUAAAUAUGGGCUCAAUUUCUUCAGUGCCCAGACCAGGGCUAAACACUCUUUCUCCACUGCCGCAUAACUUACUUCCCGGGUAGUAACUUUCUGCUUAAGUAUGCGACAGGGUGCUCUCCUCCAUCUUCCCCGACCUGGCUUAGCACAGCCCCCAGUCCAUACAUGGAAGCAUCUGUAUGUACAAGAAAACGUUUGUUAGGGACUGGGGCAGCCAGGACAGGAGCAUUAACAAGAGCCUGCUUAAGUGCUUGAAACGCGGCUUCACAAGCUGGAGACCACAGGACCUGCUUAGGCAAAUUCUUCUUAGUCAGGUCAGUCAAGGGCUUAGCAACCGUACUGUAGUCAGGGACAAAACGUCGGUAAUACCCUGCCGUCCCCAAGAAGGCCAGCACUUGGGUCUUGGUGAUAGGUGUGGGCCAGUUAGCCACCGCCUCUACCUUGGCUGGCUCCGGUCUCUGGCUCCCACAGCCUACUCUGUGACCCAAGUACUGUACUUCUGCCAUGCCUAGAUGGCACUUGUCUGGCUUCAAGGUCAGGCCUGCGGCCCGAAUCUUGUCCAGCACCACCCCCACGUGUACUAAAUGGUCUUCCCAGGACUCACUGUAGACCGCAAUAUCAUCCAGGUAUGCACAUGCAAAAUCCUGGAAGCCAUCGAGGAGCCUAUCCACCAUACGCUGGAACGUAUCCGGAGCAUUCUUCAUCCCAAAUGGCAUAACCUUAAAUUGGUACAGGCCAAAUGGGGUGACGAAUGCCGACUUAGGGAUAGCAUCCUCGGCCAGGGGGAUCUGCCAAUAACCUUUACACAGGUCAAUGGUGGUCAAGUAGCGCCCCCUGGCAAUGCGGUCUAAUAACUCGUCUACCCGGGGCAUAGGGUAGGCGUCAGUGAUGGUCCGCUCGUUGAGCCGCCUGUAGUCCACACAGAACCGGGUGGUCCCAUCUUUCUUAGGCACCAGAACUACAGGCGAGGCCCAAGGACUGUCUGAGUGUUCGAUAACCCCCAGCCUGGUCAUCUCCUGUAUCUCCGUCCGCAUUCCUUCUCGGACUGCUUCAGGGAUACGGUAUGGGGGUUGUCGUAGGGGGUUCUGUCCGGGUGUCUCGACCUUGUGUACAGCUAGGGUAGUGUACCCGGGUUCUUGGGAGAACGUCGCCUGCUUCUCCCACAGUAACUGUCUCGCCUGUACCUUCUCUGCCGGGUUUAGCCGGUCCCCUAGCUGUACAAGACUAGUAAGGUCUGUCUGGGGGUCUCUCUCUAGCAAGUCAGGUAACGGUAAGUUCUCGGGGUCGUCAGUAGCUGGGGCACAUACCGCCGCAACAUCCUCUGGUCGUUCCUGAUACUCCUUCAGCAUGUUCACAUGGAAGGAUCGCUGAAUCCUUUCAUCUGAACAGCUGGCUAUAAGGUAGGUAGUAUUGCAUACCUGAGCUAACACUUUAUAUGGGCCCUGCCAAGAUGCUUGCAUCUUGUCUGUCUUCACAGGCUUGAGUACCAGAACCUUCUGCCCAACCUGGAAGACCCGCUGUCGGGCACCCCGAUCGUACCACCAUUUCUGUCUCCCCUGGGCCACCUGGAGAUUCUCCCUGACCAUCAGGGAUAGUUUCUCCAUGCGGUCCCGGAGCUCCAGGACAUAUGGUACUAUGGGAGUCCCUUCUUGCUCUGUCUCCCCCUCCCAGUGUCCUCUAAUGAGAUCUAGGGGUCCACGGACCCUUCUCCCAUAGAGUAACUCAAAGGGGGAGAACCCAGUAGAUUCCUGGGGCACCUCUCUGUAUGCAAAUAGCAGAUGAGGCAGGAAUCGCUCCCAAUCUCUGCAAGUGUCAGUAAAGGUCCUCAACAUCUGUUUGAGGGUGCCAUUAAAUCGCUCGCAGAGACCGUUAGUCUGUGGGUGAUACGGUGAGCUAAGCAGAGGUUUAAUACCGCACACCUUCCACAGCUGCUGGGUAAGCACAGCGGUGAACUGGGUUCCCUGAUCGGAGAGAAUCUCCUGAGGGAACCCGACCCUAGUGAAGAUUUUAACCAGGGCAUCAGCAACCGUCUCUGCCUCUAUAUUAGACAGCGCUACUGCCUCUGGAUAACGUGUGGCAUAGUCUACCACGGUGAGAAUAUACUUCUUACCUGAUGGGCUAGCCCUGGCCAGUGGACCCACAAUGUCAACAGCUAUGCGGGAAAAGGGUUCUCCAAUAAUAGGCAUCGACUGAAGCCUAGCUUUUGGGUGAUCCCCCCGCUUACCUACCCGUUGACAAGUGUCACACGUGCUACAGUAAACCCGCACAUCUCGGUUAAAAUUGGGCCAGAAGAAAUUUUGUGUGAUCCUAUGAGCUGUGCGGCGGGAACCUAGAUGGCCUGCUAAUGGCACAUCGUGCCCAAUCCGCAGAAUCUCCUGCCGGUAUUUUGCAAGCACCACUAGCUGUCGAUUCUGCGGAGGGGUACUCGGCUUCUGGGACGGUUUCGGGAUCCUGUACAAUCUAUCCCCCAUCCACUCGUAGUGCUCCCCAUCUACUCCUCCCCCAGAAUCGGCCCUGGCCCUGUACUUGGCUAGCGUCGGGUCUUCCCUGGUUUCCCUCCCGUACAUCUCUGGGGUAUCCCAGCCUAAAGGGGCCUGGUCUAAGGUACAAGUCGGGGGAGAGAGUCUUACCUGGGUCUCAGCAGCAGGUGGGCUGGUCUCAGCGGCACGGGUCUGGGCAUGGGUCGUGACAGCAUCCACUUCAGCAGGACCCAUGGGAGCGUAGGCGGAAACAAGGGGCGCCAAGUCAUUGCCAAGGAGGAAAUCCGCGGGUAAGUCCUUCAUGACCCCCACAUUCACAUGUCUGGCGCCCACUCCCCAAUCCAAAUGUACCCGGGCAACGGGCAGACGAAACACUGCACCCCCGGCCACUCGCACUGCGACCGUGUCCCCUGUAUGUUGGGCUUCGGAUACCAGGUGCUUCUGGAGCAAGGUCAUGGUUGCCCCGGUAUCCCAUAGACCACUGACCUCCUUCCCGUUGACUUUUACACACUGUCGGUGGUGCUGCCUGUUAUCCCGGUGGGCAGCCUGAACGGGGUCUGCCUCAUGCAGCAUGCCCCAGCACUCUUCUUCCUCUACACAGUGAGCGGUUGGGGUGGGAGGUCGUGGAUUGCCGCCGGCUGGUCUCCUCCAGGACUGGUUCUGGUUGGCGCUGUUCAUCGGACACUCGGGUCGCUUGUGCCCUAGUUGCUUGCACAGGUAGCACCGAAUGGGUUGGGCAUACUCCCGUGAAUUGAACCGAGGUGGCUGUUGGUACGGUGCAGAUGGAGGAGGUGCUGCUGGGCGAUGCAUUGGAGGCUGGUAUAGGUUGGCUGCUGGUGGGGCUGCUGGCCUGUACUCCACUCUGGCGCGAGCCUUGUUGAUGAGACUGUCCAGUUUGCGGGCGUCAGUAUACUCAUCCGCCAGGGGAGCGGCUUCGUGCAGAGUGGAGGGUUUACGGUCCCUUACCCACUCCCUGACCCCGGCUGGCAAUUUAUCGAAACAAUGUUCCAAAAGAAACAUCUGCAGCACCUCUUCUCCGGACACAGCCUGGCACCCCGCCAUCCAAUGGGCGGCUGUGCGAUGCACCUUACAUGCCCAUUCCACGUAUGAGUCCCCAGAGGUCUUGACAGUGUCUCGGAACCUCCUGCGGUACGCCUCAGGUGUAACGGCAUACCGGGAGAGUAAAGCUUCCCUGACGGCCACAUAAUCCCCAAUCUCCUCAUCAGGAAUGGUCCGGAAAGCCUCGCUGGCCCGGCCUGAUAACUUGCCGGACAAUAUAGUAACCCAUUCUUCCAGGGGUACCUUGUGUAGGGCACAUUGCCGCUCGAAAUCAGCAAGGUACCCAUCAAUCUCUACUUCUGUUUCACUGAAGGCUUUAAACGCAGUAAACGGUACCUUUUUCCUAUCUCCCGGGUUUGCUGUGACUGGGGCUGCUGCAGCACCGCUUUGGCGAAGCAGGUUGGCCUCCACAGCUGCCAUGACCCGGCCAAUGGUUUCUGUUGUUGGGUUGGGACCAUAAUGUGCCAGCCUGAUUCUUACCGCCCGGUCAAAGCUUGCCUCCUCGGGGGUUCUGUCAGCUGCGCUGGGUCCAUUGGUUCCCUCUGCCGCUGGUACUCCAUCCAUUUCCAGCAAUAACGCAAUAAUAUCCCUCUUCCUGAGGUUACUGGCUUGUCCCCCUCUUUGCUCCUAUAAAUCCUUUAGGGUAGCCCUCCUCAGGUUUUGGUAUUGUAAUUCCAUUUAGUCUUGGUUGUAGUGGUCUCUUUGGGCGUUGAGGAUCAUCCCGUCGCUUGCCACCAGUUGUUACGGUACCUCCAGUACGGAAAUGUACAAACCGCCGUUUAGCGAGUAUUCCCUGUUCGCAAUAAUGUGGUCGGGUAGCGGGUAUAAUAAAACCAUGCGAACCGCCAGUCAGGGAACACUCCAAACUCCCGAACGGUACCUGUACGGCUAAUUCCCUUCACGAGCUGCAAAUCCACGAACGGCAAUUAGUAACCGAACGACAAUAUCUCCCAAGCGGCAAAUAAUCCAAAUAAGCAGUCUCUCGCCGCUGGUAUCCAAAUCCCCCCAAUAACGAGACCAAGCUCCGCUUUGAGGGUAAAACACGAACUGAUUUACUGUGGGCUACCUGCCUGGUAUUUAUGCAGGUCUCCCACUUGGUGGACACUCCCCUAGGGGACCAAAUGGGAGACUGAAAUCACAGAGGGACAUGGGGACAUUUUGGACAUACAUCCCCACAAUAUUCCCAGCAGGCAUCACAGUUUCCUCCCCUCUGCUCGAGGGAUAAUUGGGAAGUAACUCAAUUAUCUCCCCGAGCAGAGGCAAUCGCCAUUUUAAACACAAGUCACAAAAACACAUGAAAAUCCAUAACUUCAUAACUGCCGAACAUAUUACAUUCGUAUUGCCUAUCCCCAGAUAGCCUGGAUCUGAGGGCACAUUAUUGAAGAAUAGCACUCAGAUCCCAUUCGCACAGUUCAAUCGCCAUGGAGUCAAAGUCUCUUUCAGUUCGUCGGUAUGCGAUUGACUCCAUGGGACGGCUAUCUGGGUUAAGUCCAUUCGUGUGGUUGAAUCUCCCGAACGGCUGGCAUUCGUAUGCUUUUGUCGAUUGAGAAGGGGAGGUCGACGGCUUCAGCGGUGUUCGGCUGAAAAAGUGUCCGUUUUCCGAUCCAUGAAAUAAUCGUCGAACACCGCUGGUCGUUCGCAUGGACAAAAUGGCCGCCGCCUCGUGGUCGACAUACGAACGACGACCACCCGGCAUUCGGUUUUAAUUGAGAAGUGUCUGUGGUUAACCGCAACGUUCUAAUUGGGAUCAAUAGGUUAACCAGCAGCACACUUCUCUUCUGGGUGGCCAUCCGUUCGGUAGUUCCGUUCGACAAAAACCGACAUUCCCUUGAAUAAAGCAUACGAAUGGGGAAAUUCAUGUAACCGGCAAAACAGGCGAACACAGCAUUUAUAAUCCAGACAGAUGGGUCUGUCACAACUACAUUUUCAGAGAAAAGGCAGUGCUUACAUUGCUGCCUACGAAGACCUCUAGUGGCUGUCACUCAGAGGGCCACUAGAGAGUCCUGUGUCAAUGCUCUGCAUGGAUGCUCUGAAUGUUACCCAUGCAGAACAUGCGCAAUAUCCUCCCAAUUCUUUCUUAUGGGAAAGCAUUGGCUUAGCUGAGAUCAAAAAUAUUGAUGAACUCGGCAAUGCCCCUGUCAUUCUGUGUGUGCCUGUGCCCCUGUCAUUCUGUGUGUGCCUGUGCCCCUGUCAUUCUGUGUGUGCCUGUGCCCCUGUCAUUCUGUGUGUGCCUGUGCCCCUGUCAGUCUGUGUGUGCCUGUGCCCCUGCCAGUCUGUGUGUGCCUGUGCCCCUGCCAGUCUGUGUGCCUGUGCCCCUGCCAGUCUGUGUGUGCCUGUGCCCUGUCAUUCUGUGUGUGCCUGUGCCCCUGUCAUUCUGUGUGCCUGUCAUUCUGUGUGCCUGUGCCCCUGUCAUUCUGUGUGUGUCUGUGCCCCUGUCAUUCUGUGUGUGCCUGUGCCCCUGUCAUUCUGUGUGUGCCUGUGCCCCUGUCAUUCUGUGUGUGCCUGUGCCCCUGUCAUUCUGUGUGUGCCUGUGCCCCUGUCAGUCUGUGUGUGCCUGUGCCCCUGCCAGUCUGUGUGUGCCUGUGCCCCUGCCAGUCUGUGUGCCUGUGCCCCUGCCAGUCUGUGUGUGCCUGUGCCCCUGCCAGUCUGUGUGUGUGUGUGCGUGUGCCUGUGCCCCUGCCAGUCUGUGUGUGUGUGUGCGUGUGCCUGCCCCUGUCAGUCUGUGUGUGUGUGCGUGUGCCUGCCCCUGUCAGUCUGUGUGUGUGUGCGUGUGCCUGCCCUGUCAGUCUGUGUGUCUGUGCGUGUGCCUGCACCUGUCAGUCUGUGUGUCUGUGCGUGUGCCUGCACCUGUCAGUCUGUGUGUCUGUGCGUGUGCCUGCACCUGUCAGUCUGUGUGUCUGUGCGUGUGCCUGCACCUGUCAGUCUGUGUGUCUGUGCGUGUGCCUGCACCUGUCAGUGUGUCUGUUUGUUUAGGUACCUGUGAUCACGAUUGGUGUUUUUACUCACCCUUUUUUUUCCCCACGCUAUGCAGGUUUUGACGUGGCUUGACCUGGCGCCUGGGAUUUGUCGAGCCUUACCUUAAUAACAAGUAUUCCAGCAUUGUUACUAAUCUUGUGCAUCCCUAUCUCAGUGUAUCAUUUGUGUCACAAAACAUGCACCAUCUCAUUUGCCAACAUGGGUUUCUUUUACUGCAUUGGCUGCAGCGGUGCAGCUGUACUGGCAUGUUUGUUUUAAUGGGUGAUGGGUAUAGGAGUUACAAGAAACCAUAAUGUGUUGGUUUUUCUAAAUCCAUAUCAUGCUGUGUGCCUGUUUGUCUCUUUUCCUCUUUUUGUCAAACUUUUAAUUGUUGUAAACAUGUGUUCUUCAUUCAGGUUAUCCAAUAUCAGACUGUAAGAUAUGAUGUUCUUCCUCUUUCUCCGACCUCCCGGAAUAGGCUUAGUAAGUGGAUUUCUUUAAAUAUAUUCUGAUUUUUCCUCUUUCUCACUGGCUCCAUUGCUCAUUGCCGCUGCAGUCUGCUUAUUGUGUGUUACAAUUCUGUGGUCUUUUUAAUUUGUUGGGCUCAUUUGUAGCCCAUUUUGAAAUAAUUUGUACCCUGGGUUCUUUGCUUCACUUUGUCUUCACUUUUUCAGAUCAGGUGAAGAGGAAAGUUCUGGUUCUAGAUUUAGACGAGACCCUCAUCCAUUCUCAUCAUGACGGAGUCUUGCGUCCAACUGUCCGUCCUGGAACCCCCCCUGACUUUAUACUCAAGGUAACUGCAAGUUUGUUGGACAUUUUCUAUUCAUGACUUUGUGUGUGUGCUGGCCUUCCUUUUAUUUUCCAUCCUCAUAUUCCACUUUACUUUCCUAUGUCUCUUAAUUUACUUUUUCUUUUUUUUUUUUAAACCUUCAGCUCUAUUCACUUGUAUAAUCUCUGUUACCCUCUGCUCUCCCUGUCAGUCUUUUCAUGGUUUUUGGCAUGCUCCCCAUUGUAAUACAACUUUCGCCUUGCAGGUUGUUAUUGAUAAGCACCCAGUGCGUUUCUUUGUCCAUAAACGACCGCAUGUUGAUUUCUUCCUGGAUGUGGUAAGUCUCAACACAAAUUAUACAUGCGUAGAACUGUAAAACGUACUGUCUAAAUGGUGGUCCACUCACUGUGAGAAGGUUCUACUUUUGCAUUGGGCAUUUGUAUUCGGAUGUUGAUAUAAAUAUUAAAAUAUAAGGCCUGUUUCAUGAACUGGGAGUUCACUAGCUUGCAAGGGAACUUAGGGAAGGGUGACAAGUGGGGUAGAGUAUGGAGUUAAUUACAAGGAAAGGUUAAAAGAUCUUAACAUGUAUAGCUUGGAGGAAAGACGAGACAGGGGGGAUAUGAUAGAAACAUUUAGAUACAUAAAGGGAAUCAACACAGUAAAGAAGGAGACUAUAUUUAAAAGAAGAAAAACUACCACAACAAGAGGACAUAGUCUUAAAUUAGAGGGACAAAGGUUUAAAAAUAUCAGGAAGUAUUACUUUACUGAGAGGGUAGUGGAUGCAUGGAAUAGCCUUCCAGUUAAAGUGGUAGGUUAACACAGUAAAAAAAGUUUAAGCAUGCGUGGGAUAGGCAAAGGCUAUCCUAACUAUAAGAUAAGGCCAGGGACUAAUGAAAGUAUUUAGGCAGACUAGAUGGGCCGACUGGUUCUUAUCUGCCAUCACAUUCUAUGUUUCUGAGUUUUCAUAUCUGGCAUGUCUUCAAACAUCUUGUGCAGUGAGUGGACCAAACCGUAAGAAAGGAGAAAUGUAUGAAAUGUUUGUUUCUUCCUGCAGGUCAGUCAGUGGUACGAGCUGGUAGUAUUCACAGCCAGCAUGGAGAUUUACGGCUCUGCUGUGGCCGAUAAACUAGAUAACAAUAGGGGGGUUCUCAGAAGACGUUUUUACAGACAGGUGAGCCAGGCCAUAGCUACCAUUUGUAACUUGUACAGUUUGUGGGUCAUCCUGAACAUGUAGUAAUGAAAGGUAUUGCAUAUUCCGUUUAGCACUGCACAUUGGAACUGGGCAGUUAUAUCAAAGAUCUGUCCGUUGUACACAGUGAUCUCUCCAGCGUGGUCAUUCUGGACAACUCUCCUGGAGCAUACAGAAGUCACCCAGGUAGCUUAACUGCUCUAUAUGUGUCUGGUGGUCGGGCCAAUUUAUAUAUAGAUUAUUUUUUUAUUUACAUAUCAGUAGUUGUGCGAGAACAGGCACUGGUCAGUUGCUUGGUUGAGAAUGGUUUGUGUGUGGUCUGGACAGUUUGUCUCCCGAUUGAUCUGGGUUGUCUAUAAUCUCCUUAUUUUAUAAAUCUAUAUUUCCACAGAUAAUGCUAUUCCUAUAAAGUCCUGGUUCAGCGAUCCCAGUGACACAGCACUACUAAACCUUCUACCAAUGCUGGAUGCAUUAAGGUACACGAUAUUUGGAGCCAGAAUACAGACACCCUAUAUAUAGACAUCACAUGUGGAAUCAAUGAGAAUCCAGACAAUUGAUUGUGCAAUCUACUAUGAGAAGCAGCGUUAGAAGCAUAAAUUAUAAAAGAGAUUCCUACAAACAGAAUCCUAGCUUGUCUGAGCUCUUACUAACAUAGGUAUCCUUUACUAUCAAGGUUUAAAUAAAAAAGGUUUCAUCAACCUUAUAGAAUGUCAGUUUGCUGCUUCCAGCCUUUACAAGAGAAAACAGUCCCUAUUGCCUGUUUACCAGAGAAACUUACUUCAUUAACUGCUGCUAACUACUUGCAGCUGACUGUGUUGGAGUCAGUCUGAACUCCUGGCCUGGACUUUCUCCCAAUUGUCUGUGAAGCACCGGCCCACCCUACUCUCCAAAUGCUUCAACCCAGGGCUCCACAUCUUACCCUAUUUCUCAAUAUGUUAAACAUAACACAUACUUCGCCCUUGAUUAAACAGCAUAGGUCUCUCUAAAAACAGAGACGAAAUGUAUAUACCAUCACAAACACCAUGCAGCUUAACACACGCCGUAUAUAGUCGCGCUGUGCCCCGCGACAGACGCCGUAUAUAGUCGCGCUGUGCCCCGCGACAGACGCCGUAUAUAGUCGCGCUGUGCCCCGUGACAGACGCCGCGUUGACAGACUCCCAUGUACAGUCGCGCUGUGCCCCGUGACAGACUCCAUGUACAGUCGCGCUGUGCCCCGUGACAGACGCCAUGUACAGUCGCGCUGUGCCCCGUGACAGACGCCAUGUACAGUCGCGCUGUGCCCCGUGACAGACGCCAUGUAGAGUCGCGCUGUGCCCCGUGACAGACGCCAUGUAGAGUCGCGCUGUGCCCCGUGACAGACGCCAUGUAGAGUCGCGCUGUGCCCCGUGACAGACGCCAUGUAGAGUCGCGCUGUGCCCCGUGACAGACGCCAUGCGCUGUGCCCCGUGACAGACGCCAUGCGCUGUGCCCCGUGCCCCGUGACAGACGCCAUGCGCUGUGCCCCGUGCCCCGUGACAGACGCCAUGCGCUGUGCCCCGUGCCCCGUGACAGACGCCAUGCGCUGUGCCCCGUGCCCCGUGACAGACGCCAUGCGCUGUGCCCCUUGCCCCGUGACAGACGCCAUGCGCUGUGCCCCGUGCCCCGUGACAGACGCCAUGCGCUGUGCCCCGUGACAGACGCCAUGCGCUGUGCCCCGUGACAGACGCCAUGCGCUGUGCCCCGUGACAGACGCCAUGCGCUGUGCCCCGUGACAGACGCCAUGCGCUGUGCCCCGUGACAGACGCCAUGCGCUGUGCCCCGUGACAGACGCCAUGCGCUGGGCCCCGUGACAGACGCCAUGCGCUGCCCCGUGACAGACGCCAUGCGCUGUGCCCCGUGACAGACGCCAUGCGCUGUGCCCCGUGACAGACGCCAUGCGCUGUGCCCCGUGACAGACGCCAUGCGCUGUGCCCCGUGACAGACGCCAUGCGCUGUGCCCCGUGACAGACGCCAUGCGCUGGGCCCCGUGACAGACGCCAUGCGCUGGGCCCCGUGACAGACGCCAUGCGCUGGGCCCCGUGACAGACGCCAUGCGCUGGGCCCCGUGACAGACGCCAUGCGCUGGGCCCCGUGACAGACGCCAUGCUCUGUGCCCCGUGACAGACGCCAUGCUCUGUGCCCCGUGACAGACGCCAUGCGCUGUGCCCCGUGACAGACGCCAUGCUCUGUGCCCCGUGACAGACGCCAUGUACAGUCGCGCUGUGCCCCGUAACAGACCUUCACACCCUUAGAUACUUUAUAAUAAAAGACACUGACACUUUCACAUUCUUACAGAAAUAUAAUUUACUUAAUGUGAAUGUGCUUCGUUUUUCUUAUACGUUGAAUGUAAUUAAUGGUAAAAGUCACAGGAGGAAUAAAAUAGAUUAUGUAGCACUACAAAGCAGUAUUAAGCUAUACAUAAGGAAAUGAUGCAUGUGCACAAAUCUGUCAGAUAUGUGAGAGAACACUAUACAAACUAUACCUAACUCCAUUAAUAUUCUACAUAUAUGGGCAUGAUAUAUUCUAUGAUUCUAUAAUAUGUUACAAACAUGUUCCUUUCACACUGUAUAUGUAGACUGCAUAAUAGAAUAUUAUGCAGUCUACAUAUACAGUGUUGGUUGCUUUCAUGGAAUCCUGAUCUAUGUACUGAGAACCUUUAAACGGUAAGGUGCUGUUUCACUAAUGCCAUUUCUUGCCCAUCUAGGUUCACAGCUGAUGUUCGCUCGGUUCUGAGCCGCAAUCUCCACCAGCACAGACUAUGGUGACAUUCAGCCCCGCCGCCUCCUUCUCCUGGAUACCCCCUGUCCCCGCCAGCAGACAGAGACUGUACCCCCUCUACCUCUAGGACAUUUACCGUGGAGGAGGGUGAUAACCGUGAACUGUAAAACCCCUCCCUUCCCCUCUUUUCAGGGGCUGGGGGUGCGUGGGGAGAAUGGGGGUCUGGUUUUUAAUUGUAGACUUUCUUGUAUAAAGAGAAUUAUUUCAAGAUAUGGCUUUAUGUAUGUGCAUAUAAAUAUAUACACACCCUCCUUCCACCAUCAUUACCAGCGUGCAAACCGUUCCACCAUCUUUAAGGAUCUUAGCAUACUGCAGUAUGCCUGAAGACAAAGCAUAGUGAAAGGAUG
Molecule: messenger RNA, 24789 nt
Organism: Pelobates cultripes (western spadefoot toad)
Lineage: Eukaryota; Metazoa; Chordata; Amphibia; Anura; Pelobatidae
Source: the annotation of a GenBank genome assembly